AUGCCAACAUCGAAGAAACCAUCAAAAAAGAUGCCACUGCGCGAUCGGUUCAGACGCUUUUUGGGAGGAUCGUCAGACGAGCCAGACGAGCCCGACAGCCCCGCAUCCCGCACACCUCGUCAGCCUGAGCAUACAUCCAGGAACGCGGAGCCAGAUUCUCAACCCUUAAAUACCCCGAGAGUCUUAGAGCUUAAGGGACUAUGGAAAGAAGCCUAUGAGGACCUUCGAAAAGAUGACUCAGAGCUUCUGGAUGCCUACGAAUUUGCGCUUUCGCGGGAAUGUGAUUCUCAGGCAGCGGAAGAAGCUGACGCUGAUCCUGAGGGAGGAAUGCGAGGUUUCGUCAAGCAUCGGCUUCAGGAGAUACAGGAUUCGCACCUCAAAGUCACUGUAGCGGGCAAGAGUAUCGGUAUCAAAGACCAGGCCCGCCGAGCAGUCCAUGCAAUCCUCAGCGUCAAAGAUUUUAUUUCAUCGGCUGUCAGCACGGAACCGCAUGCCGCACUUGCCUGGGCGGGGGUUUUGGUGCUCCUACACCCAAUACUCAAGUCCUUCACACAGGAGGAGGAUUCUAUAGAUGGCUUUGAACGCAUUUCAGGCCUUCUGGUCCGGUACCGGGUCAUUGAAUGCACGCAUAUCGAGGUCCCAACUAGCAGAACUGGCUCCAGCUCAGAUAAGCCCGUUGAAGAUCUCGAAGCAAGUAUCAGGUCUGAAACGCUGAAGCUCUACUCUAUGAUUCUAAGGUACCAGAUGCGGCUACUGAAGCAUUUCUCGCGGUCUGGGUUCUUCCGGUUCAUAGAAGACUUGAGGGUUACAGAUGAUUGGAGGGAGAUGUUGCAGAUGAUUGUGGGUGUUGAGGAGUCGAUUAAUGGAAAUCUGGGUGCUUUAAGGGGACAUAUCCUGCGGCAAAUUGAGACUGGGGUUGCCCAGCUUAAUGAUCAGUUGAAACUGGCGCAGGACACCAUGAAUGAGGCUCGGGAUGAGGCCAAAGCCGCGAAACAGGACAGUUUACUUAACAGCUUGCCAUUUGCCGGUGGGGCAGCGUUCAACUCAUGGGAGGACCAGCAUAAGGCUAGGUGCCUGGAGGGUACUCAGAACAACACUCUUACUCAGAUCCAAUCCUGGAAGGAGUCCCCAGGCCGAGAGACCAUUUACUGGCUAAAAGGAAUGGCCGGUACAGGAAAGUCCACCAUUUCUCGAACCCUUGCUACAGCCUGUUACGAUCAGACGCCCUUAUUCCAAGGCGCAUCGCAGAAAUCACUUAGCAAUGCGGUUCUCGGAGCGAGCUUUUUCUUCGAUCGGACGAAGCCUGAUCGGAAUAAUGCCAGCAAGCUUGUCACGACUAUCUGCAGGCAAAUUGCGAUAACGAUCCCUGAAAUCAAAGCGGAUAUCUGCAGCUCGAUCUCAAAGUAUCCGAGCGUAGGAACCCAAUCGCUCAAUAACCAGUGGGAAUAUCUAGUCCUUGCUCCUCUCCGAUUGUUUGAAAAGCGUAUAUUGGUGCCUCUGACAUUGAUCACGGUGAUAGAUGCACUGGACGAGUGCGAAGGCGAAGCGGACCUCGCGGCAUUCCUUCAACUCAUCGCCCAGGCACCGCCGCUGACUUCAAUUCACCUGAAAUUCUUUGUAACCAGCAGACCUGAGGCACAUGUGCGCUCUGGCUUUUGUGUCAUCGCAGGAGUCUCUAUCUUCGAAGACGAGCUUCAUAAAGUUGCUUUACUGCCUGACACAUUGACUGCUGACUACAAGGACGACAUUACGCGAUACCUGGAGCACGAGAUCACGAAGCUUACCCCGACAAAAUGCAUCGAUAACUGGCCUGGCAAGAAGAGAAUUCAUGACAUUGCCCGGAAAUCGGACGGGCUUUUUAUAUACGCAGCGACAGCCUGCCUUUUCCUCAGUGGUGCGAAAGGACGCGAGGACCGUCUAGAUAUGCGGCUGAACAUGAUAUUCGAUGACAGGGUGGCGGACGGAUCACCACAGAAAAGCCUAGACGGCAUAUAUACCCGUAUUUUACGCUAUUCGGUAAUCGGUGGUGCGAUCGACGAAGAAAAGGAAUUGAUAUGUCGUCGAUUCAGACAGAUAGUGGGAUCUAUUGUAAUCCUCUUUGAGCCUCUUACCACCGCUGCUCUAGGAUACCUGUUAGGGCAGCCCGUGUCACAAGUCAAAGACACGCUUGGGGAGUUAUAUUCGGUUUUGGCCAUGGGCAACGAGCAACUGCCAAUCCAACUUCUCCAUCUGUCAUUCCGUGAUUUUCUGCUCAACCCGGCCAGAUGCAUUGACCAGAGCUUUUUGGCUUCCGAGAAGGAAACACACACUGCUCUAUUUCGGCACUGCCUCAGUGUUUUGAAGGCCGUCCUGAGGAAGAAUAUUUGCAACCUACCCAGUUUCGGUGUUCGUGCAGCAGAUGUUACUCCUCUUACCCUGCUCCAACACCUGCCCGAAGGCGCUCAGUAUGCGUGCUGGUACUGGCCGGGCCAUCUUCAGCGAGCUGGCCUUGAACCCGCUGAUGAAGACGAGGUUUACAGUUUCCUAAAGACCCACUUACUACACUGGUUUGAAGCCCUUAGCCUAAUUCACAAAUUCUCUGAUGGGAUUGUCGCGGUGCUUAAGCUUUCCGACUAUAUCUCUGCUUUGCCAGGCCCACCCAGGAUGGCUCUUCUUGGCAUACUGCAUGAUGCAAAGCGGUUCAUGCGAAGAUUCAAUUUGGUUAUAGAGGCAGCGCCGCUUCAAGUAUACAGUUCUGCACUUAUACACUCCCCUGAGCGAUCUGUGAUUCGGCAACACUUCAAAGGCGAGAUCCCCAAAUGGAUAAAAAGGGCCCCGGAAGUGAAAGCAGAGUGGGAUCCACUACUGCAGACACUUCACGAUACUCUUAGGCCUGAGGAUCUUGCGCUGUCACCGGAUGGAAAGCGGGUCGCAUCUUCUAAUCUGUGCAUCUGGGAUACAGAAAAUGGAACGCUGCUGCGGGAAUUUGCCCCGUUGGGCGCCGGGUAUCGUGUUGCAUUCUCGCCUGAUGGUCAGUUCGUCAUGUCAAUCUCCCAUCCUGGACACGUCAGGGUGUGGAAUCUGGCUUCGGGGUUGUUGAUACAGGAAGUGGCGAGCUCCCUUGAAAAAACUCAAAAAACUCAUUUGGCUCCGUUGCAUUUAUUUUCGGCGGACCGAAGAAUUGCCGUCAUAGCGUCAUAUACUUUGAAGUUCGAGGUCAUUGAUAUCAGAAACGGGACAUCUCUGAGAAUUAUUGAAGGCCCCAAGGACGAUCUGCUGCACAUGGCACUUUCUAACGACGGCGUGCUCCUAGCCUCGGGCUCUGCAGACGGUUGCGUUAGACUAUGGGAUGUCCGCACGGGCAUCUUGCAGCAUGAGUUUGCUGGACACCUCGAUGCGAUAGGUCGUGUGGUCUUUUCUCCGGAUGAUAAGCUUCUGGCAUCCGUCUCCAAUGACAAGACCGUCAAGGUCUGGGAUCUGGACAAAGGAGAGCAGCUGGCUGAGCUCAGCGGAGAAUUUUUGGACCUGGCAUUCUUAAACAGCGCAAUACUGAUGUGCAGUCAACCAGACCACAGUAACAUCCAACUGUGGGACGUCAUAUCGAAUGAACAGGCGACAUUGCACGGCCCCCGCUGCCAGGGACUCAGACUCUCACCAGAUGGUACGCUACUGACAUCCGUCCAGUUCAGGCGAGUCAACGCAUUCAUUUCGCAAGGGCCAACGGUUGCGGUCUGGAGUCUAGUAACAGGUAAACUGGUCCAUCAGCUUGAAGGCCACUCAGACUACAUUUACAACGCAAUCUUCUCCUCGGACAAUAAGCUUCUGGCGUCUGCGUCGAGGGACGGGACUAUCAGGCUCUGGGACCUUUCUGCACAGGCCAGCUCAGAACGCCCUGAUGGCCAUACCGAGUCUGUGCGCAGCAUUAUAGUCUCACCGGAUCUCCGAGUCGCUGCUUCUCGAGCAGAACUUGGUCGGAUUCGCCUGUGGGACGUGGAGACUGGAUCCCUUCGACAGACGUUUGACGGUGGCCCCAUGGCUGACCCGUCCUUUUCGCCGGAUGGGAAGUCAUUUCUUGUUCCUCUUGGCAAGGAGGUGCAAGUUUGGAGUAUUGCAACCGGCGAAUUGACUCGAUGCAUCAAUCGUUAUUCACGCCACGUCAUCUGUUCGGCCUUUAGUCCGGAUGGUAGUCUCCUAGCACUCAAAUACGCCAAUGCAAACCUGUGUCUAGCCAAGGAGCGAACGCUGGGAGGUACGGUCGAUGGAGGAAACGAUCCUGGAGUCGACACCGAUGAGCUCCAGUUGUUUGGAUGUGGGGAACCCCAUUUUAUCUCCUCAACGAUCAUGCCUCCCGCUGUCGGAAUCUGGAACUCGGCAACAGGCGCUCUGCUGCAGGUGGCCAAGGGGGCUUCUGAAGAUCACGGGUGUCUUGCGUUUUCGCCGAAUGGUAGAUUUCUUGCCUUCGGACCACACCAUACUUCGGUUGAACGAAUAUGGAACGGGGGGUGGAUUGCCAUCUGGGAUGUCCCUAACGGGGAGUUGAGUGUCCUUGGUGAUUUUGUGCAAGACGUGAUUGCCGUUUCCUGGUCCCCGGAUGGGAACGCUCUUGCGUCGAUUAUCGUGGAUGAUACAUCGGAGAGCCAGAUUCAGAUCUGGGACAUGACCACAAGAUCGCUGAAUACAUCAAUUAAACCAGAGACUUGGCCUCAUUUGACGGCCUUUUCUCCCGAUGGACAACUACUCCUGUCCGCGUCCCACGAUGGCACCUACCAAUUAUGGGAAGCCAGAACAGGCACGAUGAUCGGCCAGCGUGAGAGUCCCUGGGAAGCUCAGCGGCUACAAUUUUCCGAAGACGGGAAUAUGAUAGAUACCGGACUCAAUCGACUCGAACUCGCGUCGUUCUACCCUGGUUGGGUCCCAACUAAUAGCACGGAGUUCUUCCUGACUGGUAAUUGGGUUCAUCAGGGGCAAUUGGCCUUGCUGCUGCCGAAUGAUGAUCCUCCAACGUGUGCGGCGACUGCAGAUGGUGUCCUAAUCAUGGGUCACAAAUCUGGUCGAGUGACAUUUCUUCAAUUGGGAGAGGAGUAA
Messenger RNA from Aspergillus terreus NIH2624, 5064 nucleotides. RefSeq lists its product as uncharacterized. Lineage: Eukaryota; Fungi; Ascomycota; Eurotiomycetes; Eurotiales; Aspergillaceae. The coding region runs from base 1 to 5064 and encodes 1687 amino acids. Gene Ontology annotation, molecular function: protein binding. The transcript has 3 exons. The record is from RefSeq and is a predicted model, not a curated record.